This is a messenger RNA of Plasmodium gaboni, 1479 nucleotides long. Its product is annotated as putative exported protein. The transcript has 2 exons. Lineage: Eukaryota; Apicomplexa; Aconoidasida; Haemosporida; Plasmodiidae. The record is from RefSeq and is a predicted model, not a curated record. The coding region runs from base 1 to 1479 and encodes 492 amino acids.
AUGAAAAAUGGUUGGAAUAUAAUAAUGAACAAAAUUUAUUUUUUACUAGCUAUUCUUGGGAUAUUAUCUGUCGUGUCAUUGAAUUUAUAUAUGUCUAAUGAGAAUAUUAAUUUAAGUUUCAUUAAAUAUGAUUCAUAUAUAAGAAUAUUAAGCGAGAAAAAUCCAGAAGAUGAUCAAUUUAAAGAUCUUUGUAGGACCAAGUGUAGUAGUAAUUACAAUGAAGAUAUAGAUACAGAAACUGUUCAAAUGAAAAAUAUAUUAUUGGAAGAUAAAGAAGAGAAUCAAAUGAAUACGACUAAUGAGAAUCAUAUGAAUUUAAGGUCACCUUUUGAUAUAUAUGACGAAAUGCAAAACCAAGAUAGAGAAAAAGGAUAUAGAAACGAAAUGAAGGAAAGAGAAGAAAUGGAAGAAAGAGAAGAGCGUGAAAGGGAUGAAAUGGAGGAAAGAGAACAAAGUGAAAAGAAAGAAAGAAAAGAAAGAGAGGAGCGUGAAAAGAAAAAAAGGAAAGAAAGAGAGGAGCGUGAAAAGAAAGAAAGGAAAGAAAGAGAGGAGCGUGAAAAGAAAGAAAGGAAAGAAAGAGAGGAGCGUGAAAAGAAAGAAAGGAAAGAAAGAGAAGAACGUGAAAAGAAAGAAAGGAAAAAAAGAGAGGAGCGUGAAAAGAAAGAAAAGAAAGAAAGAGAAGAACGUGAAAAAAAAGAAAGGAAAGAAAGGGAAAAAAGGGAAGAAAAAGAAAGGAAAGAAAGGGAAAAAAGGGAAGCACAAGAAAGGAAAGAAAGGGAAAAAAGGGAAGCACAAGAAAGGAAAGAAAGGGAGAAAAAAGAAAAAAAAGAAAGAGAAAAAUGUGAAAGAAGAGAAAGGAAGGAAAGAGAAAAAAGAGAAAAAAAAGAAAGGAAAGAAAGAGAAAAACGAGAAAAAAAAGAAAGGAAAGAAAGAGAAAAAAGAGAAAAAAAGGAACGCGAACGAAGGGAAAAACAAUUAAGAAAGGAAAGAGAAAAAAGAGAAAAAAAAGAAAGGAAAGAAAGAGAAAAAAGAGAAAAAAAAGAAAGGAAAGAAAGAGAAAAACGAGAAAAAAAGGAACAGGAACGAAGGGAAAAACAAUUAAGAAAGGAAAGAGAAAAACGUGAAAAAGAGGAAAGGAAAUUAAGGGAAAAAAGGGAAAAACAAUUAAGAAAGGAAAGAGAAAAACAAGAAAAAAGAGAAAGGAAACGGUGUGAAAAGCAAGAAAAGAAAGAAAGGAAAAAGCGUGAGAAACAAGAAAGAAAAGAACAGGAGAAGCGUGAGAAACAAGAAAGAAAAGAACAGGAGAAGCGUGAGAAACAAGAAAGAAAAGAACAGGAAAAGCGUGAAAAACAAGAAAGAAAAGAACAGGAGAAGCGUGAGAAACAAGAAGAAAAAAACAGGGAGCAGCGUGAAAAACAAGAAGAAAAAAAAAAGGGAACAGCUUGUGAAACAAGAACCAAAAGAACAGGAGAAGCGUGA